This is a messenger RNA of Ustilaginoidea virens, 774 nucleotides long. RefSeq lists its product as uncharacterized. NCBI's taxonomy places the organism in Eukaryota, Fungi, Ascomycota, Sordariomycetes, Hypocreales, Clavicipitaceae. The record is from RefSeq and is a predicted model, not a curated record. The transcript has 4 exons. Bases 1 to 774 code for a protein of 257 amino acids.
AUGCAGUCUGCCGCGACACGACAUUCUGUACAAGUCCCCCUAGUCCAGUUACAUAUGAACCCGAUCAUCAAGGGCAAGAAAAAAGUCGCACCAAAAGACGGCCCAUCUGGUCACCAGUCGUCACCACACACCUUCCCACAUCAUCCCGGCGUUGGCCUUGCUCUCCCUCGUCUCACAGGUGGUCGCAAACAUCAGAUAUAUAAAACCCAUCAGUGCCUCCCUUGUUGCGCUCGACGAGACCUGGAACUCGACCGGUGUCGCGAUCCAACGCAAACCACACGCCGCAUCCUGAAACAAUUUCCGAUCUUUGUUGCUGCCAGCCUCUCACUCGAUCUUGUCUGUCAUCCUAAAUUCUUCGCCUUUGUGCUAGUUGUAUCGACCUGCACCGAGUCGGCAGACUUGUACCAUCUUGAAUUUCCUCCCAACUUCGCCAUCGGCUGUGGCACGGAAACUGCUUCGAUGAUGGCAUCAUCACCAACCUAUAGCUGCAGCGGAUCCAGCGGCUCCAGCAACUGUUCAUGGCAAGAGCGUUUAGAAGAUUUCUGUCAAAAGGCCCAAUUGACUUCUCCCAUCUUCCACAUUGUGUCCGAUCGCCGAGGUGGACGCACUGCCUGGUCCAGCAGAGUGACUGUUUACGGACAAACACUAGCGGCAAGAUAUUGGUACGACGGCAAAAAUCUUAACAAUGCCCGGGAAGAUGCUGCCGAGCGCGCUUUCCUCUGGCUUGUCACAGCAACCGGCCAGUCAAACAGCCAGCUGUGCGGUUCGUGGUAG